Messenger RNA from Rotaria sordida, 1458 nucleotides. NCBI's taxonomy places the organism in Eukaryota, Metazoa, Rotifera, Eurotatoria, Philodinida, Philodinidae. The record is from the annotation of a GenBank genome assembly.
AUGACUUCAUUAAUAAUUACUUGUUUGCUAUUAGUAAUUGUCAAUUUAACAAAAUCAGAUUUAUCUCAAAAUAAUGAACAAAAUAUAUUUGCACGUUUUUAUUCUAAUUUUGUUCAAUUAUAUCGACCAGUAUUAUCAAAAUCAUAUUCAUCAGAAUUAAAUUAUGAACAAUCAAUUGAACAUUAUCGAUUUGUAUUUAAUGAAAAAGAAUAUUCAAAAAUAUCUGAAGAAUCUAUAAUAAUGUUAAAUACAAAUAUUAUUGAACGAACAAUUAUUUAUCAUCCAACACCAAAUUUUGAAAUCAUUGGCACACGAUAUUUUUAUCAUCGUAAUCCAAAAGAAAAUGAUAGUAUUGAAAUUGAACUUAUUAAUCCAAUAGAUUAUAUCUUUCGUAAUGUUCAAAAACCAGAUCAUUAUUUCUAUUUAUCAUCAUUUGAUAGUCUUGAAUAUUUAACAGAAGUACCUAUUAUGCCAUAUUAUGAAGUUAUAUUCAAUUGUACAUCAUUAUUUUCAAUAGAUAAACAAAUUCGACCACCACUUUUAUCAUAUAUUAACAAAAAUAUUCAAUGGACACCUCGAUAUGUACUCGAUUUAUCAUUAUUUAAUACUGAUAAACAACCAACAAUGCACGCCUAUGCUGAUAUUCGUAAUCAUGGUGAACAAUCUAUUGUUAUAAAAGAAGCUGAAUUUAUUGCUGGAGAUAUAAAUUUAUAUCAAAGACCAAUGGAAUAUUUACGUGCGGAUUCAUCGUAUGCAAAAAGAAUGUAUAUUCCUGAAUCAUCGGGUGGAACUGACAAUAGUUUUAUUCAUACAUUAGAUGAACAAGCUAGUGGUACACAUAUAUAUGAAUUAUCAUUACCAUCAUCGAUUACAUUAAUACCACGUUCAAUAAAAUCAAUAAAAUUCUUUGAAACAAAUGUUACAAUUGAACGAUUUCUUUAUUAUUCAUCUGUAUUUUCAACUGUAAAUUCUCAUGGUAAAUUAUUAAAUUCAUUUAAUUUAACAUCACAUAAUAAUUUUAUUCCUAAUGGUUUUUUAACAUUACACGAACAAGGAAGAUUUAUUGGUCAAAUAUAUUUACCAGAUAUAACUCAAGGUGAAACAUAUACAAUGAAAUUUGGUUAUGAUGCUGAUGUUAUAUAUCGUCGACAAGUUAAAAUACUUGAAGAUAAUAAAAAAAGUAAAUUUAUAACAUAUAAUGUUGAAUAUAUAUUCGAAAAUUAUAAAUUAUCUCAUGAUAUUCAUUUAUAUUUUAUUGAAUCAUUUACAUCAUUAAAAUAUUUUCAAAUAAAAAAUAUUUCGAUAUCAAAUGAUAAUAAAAAUUUACCAGAUCUUAUAUCCUAUGGUACUGAUUUACGAGGAUAUAUGAUUAUUCCAUGUCAACGUAUUCCAAAAAUUAUUAGUUAUAAUUUAAUUACAUACAAAAUUAAAUCAAAAUUAUAUAUUCAUGAACAAUAA